Pungitius pungitius (ninespine stickleback) is the source of this 1682-nucleotide messenger RNA. It is a transcript of the gene phox2bb, whose product is annotated as paired like homeobox 2Bb. NCBI's taxonomy places the organism in Eukaryota, Metazoa, Chordata, Actinopteri, Perciformes, Gasterosteidae. The record is from RefSeq and is a predicted model, not a curated record. Gene Ontology annotation, biological process: regulation of transcription by RNA polymerase II; enteric nervous system development. The coding region runs from base 352 to 1209 and encodes 285 amino acids. The transcript has 3 exons. Gene Ontology annotation, molecular function: DNA-binding transcription factor activity, RNA polymerase II-specific; RNA polymerase II transcription regulatory region sequence-specific DNA binding.
CCAAGUUUAUUAUGAGGACUAUAUGCUCUAGAGACCUCGGGCUAGGCGGCUCUUAGGGGGCUUUUCAUAAAACAGGGCUAGGUUCCUAUAAAGGAGGCCAGUUUUGGAGCAGGCGCUGAGCAGUGAACAUCUACCCACCGUCCAGCAUCCCUUCCCAUCCAGUUCAAACCAAACAAGUCCUCUUUCCCCCCAAACUCAGAUCGCGCGUCCUCCUCAUUUUUUAUUUUCGAUUAUUUAUUUUUUAUUUUUCUAACCCACUUUUUGGGGAGGGGGGGUAAUUUUUGUUUGCCUUGUUUGCUUGUUUUUUUUUCCCGGGAAGUGCAGCUUUCUAACUCCACCGAGCCUUCUCAAAUGUAUAAAAUGGAGUAUUCUUACCUAAAUUCCUCUGCCUACGAGUCAUGUAUGGCCGGGAUGGACACGACGAGCUUGGCAUCGGCCUAUGCGGACUUCAGCUCGUGCAGUCAAGCCAGUGGGUUUCAGUACAAUCCCAUCAGGACCACUUUCGGGGCCACCUCCGGCUGUCCGUCCCUCACGCCGGGGUCCUGCAGCCUGGGGACCCUGCGGGACCACCAGAGCAGCCCGUACGCCGCAGUUCCGUACAAACUCUUCACGGACCACGGUGGACUGAACGAGAAGCGGAAGCAGAGGCGCAUCCGGACCACGUUCACCAGCGCGCAGCUGAAGGAGCUGGAGCGGGUUUUUGCCGAGACGCACUACCCGGACAUCUACACCAGAGAGGAGCUGGCACUCAAAAUAGACCUGACUGAAGCCAGGGUUCAGGUGUGGUUUCAAAACCGGCGCGCCAAAUUUCGCAAGCAGGAGCGCGCAGCUGCAGCAGCAGCAGCCGCCGCCAAGUCCAAUUCCGGAAAGAAGUCCGACUCCAGAGAUGAAGACAGCAAAGACAAUAAAUCCACCGACCCGGACAGCACGGGAGGACCGGGGCCGAACCCCAUCACCACCUCCAACUGCGGCGGACCGAGCCCCACCGGGGGCCAGGUCAACACCAUCGGGAACGGACAGGUGGACCAAGUGAAGACCUCCGUGUCCUCCGGUAUGGGGGUGACAGCGGCGAGCCAAGGCUGGGCCACCGCCCCGGGGACCAUCACCUCCAUCCCGGACUCUUUGGGCGGGCCGUUCGCCAGCGUGCUGUCGUCUUUGCAAAGACAGAACGGAGCCAAAGCUACAUUAGUAAAGACCAGCAUGUUCUAAUGAAGCGUCGCAGCGACAAAGAGGGGUGGGAGUGGUGGGAGACAAAAAGAGAGGCUUCCUCAUCCUCCGGAGACCGAAAAGCAAUUGCUCACUACAGACUUGAGGACAAUAAAAAGCAGUGAAAAAAGAAGACGACAACUCCUGUUACUUUAUUUUUAUGCCUUGUGGCGUUUCUUGUGGCCAGUUGACACAUUUUGCUGUGAAAAUAUCCAUCUUGACAAUUCAUGUUGUCUGAUAAUAACGUCGAGUUAUAGCCGGGAGACACGUUUCCGCUUGUUUUGUGCAAAGACUGAAACCAUGAAAAUAAAAAGCAGAAGGCGUAUUAAUAUCAACAAAAUGACACUUCUGUUGACCUUCGUCACGCGUCAAUCCAGAAGAGACAACACCAGAGCAAAAGUGAAGAAUCCAAUGUUCACAUCCGAGGCUCAAUCCCCGAUGAAGUGACUCGUUAAGAUGAACCUUUUUGUUUGUUU